AAAACAAAAUGCAUGCAUACGAUGGUAGAGGAGGAGGAAAUAGUUUGUCUUAGCGAAUUAUAUACAGAACGAUGGAAAUUUCGUUGGUUUAGUUUUUAAUGUACCGUUGAUGAUAGGUACACGACGUUGUGUGUGGUGUGGAAGUGUAGUUUCUGUAGUUCUUUAAAUGUUAAAUGGAGUUUUAUUAAAUUUUUUAUAGUUGGUGUGUACAACGACAUUUUGUGAGGUUUACUAUCUGAACCAUCGGUUCCAUACAAAGUCGACUCUUUUAACAUUCAAUGUGUUUCGCUUUUUAAAUCGGUAAAGCGUUUGGCAUCAAAGUGGCACUCGUUAAAAUAUUUUUCCAAAAUUAGUUUGAAUAAUUUCAACGUUCUGUGAACGUUUGACAUGGAUUGUUAAUUUGUUUACCUUCACUUUUUAUUUGGAUAACGGAGCUUAUCUUGGAGUUUAUGGACAACAAUUUUUCAGUAUUUUUUAUAUUAGCAAGCCAAUAAUGUCGCAAUACUUACAAUCAAUUCAUCAAAAUGUUUCCAAAACCACCCUACUCACAAUCACCAUUGCUUUAUACUUCGGAAUAUUCAUCGGUUUAUGUCAUGGUCAUGGACGAUUGAUCGAACCUCCUAGUCGAUCAUCAGCGUGGAGAUAUGGAUUUCAAACACCUCCAAAUUACAACGAUCAUGAAUUGUAUUGCGGCGGAUUCACCAGGCAACAAAGAAAUGGUGGGAAAUGUGGCGAAUGCGGUGAUCCCUGGGAUGCACCACAGCCUAGAGCAAACGAGUAUGGUGGAAGAUUUGGUCAAGGUGUUGUUGUAAGAAAAUAUAACCCAGGCAGUGAUAUUACAUUGAGGGUUGAAUUAACGGCAUCGCAUAUGGGAUACUUCGAAUUCCGGGUAUGUCCGGAAAUUGCGGCAAAACAAGAGUGUCUAGACAAACAUGUACUAGAAUUGCUAGGUGGUAGUCCGAGCGUUCCACAUCCGAAUGACUUAAGUACAAGAUUUUAUCCUCGCAAUGGAAGCCGAAUAUAUGAAAUAAAAGGACGACUGCCCAAUGGUCUGGAGUGUCCAAACUGUGUUUUGCAAUGGCGUUACAUAGCUGGUAAUAAUUGGGGCAUGUGUCCCGAUGGAACUGGAGCUGUGGGAUGUGGCGCCCAAGAAGAAUUUAGAGCAUGUGCGGAUAUUAAUAUUGGAGACAUUGGACCUCAAGCACCUCUUCGGCCCGUGCGUCCGGGAACCAAACCUACGACUCGUACAAAACCGACCGACGCAACAUCGGAAAAACCCACAGAAUCGGAAACUGGCCAAACAACGGAAGCAGAAGAAACUCCAAGUCGCCUGCUGGGUCCCAUUAUUGCUACGAUCACUUUAUUGGUUGUUGUGUGCAUGCUGGCUACCAUUUAUCUGUAUUACUAUCAUGGACAGCGUGUCAAACAUUUGAUGUUAUGGAAGCGGGAACAAAAAACUCCAAUAAUUUCAUAUCCUCCAGCGGUGACACCAUCUCUAACACCAAUGCCUCCGAUUCCACCGCCACGAACGAAAAGACUAUCGCAAACAAUUAAUGAAAUUGAUGCUAAUGAAUCAAGUGUGUUGAAUGGAUCAAAUAGCACUGUAGCAUGAGUCUGCGACACACACAACAAAACACGAAAAUUGUAAAAGACUUAACAUUUUAGGUUAGAAACGAGAUUUCGAUCUCAUUUUAAGUAUUUAUUUCGGAUAAUUAGUUCGGUGUGCAGCAAAAAGGACAUACAAUAAAAGUUGGAAUUUUGUUAAA
Bradysia coprophila is the source of this 1766-nucleotide messenger RNA. RefSeq lists its product as uncharacterized. The record is from RefSeq and is a predicted model, not a curated record. Lineage: Eukaryota; Metazoa; Arthropoda; Insecta; Diptera; Sciaridae.